Molecule: messenger RNA, 420 nt
Organism: Microthlaspi erraticum
Lineage: Eukaryota; Viridiplantae; Streptophyta; Magnoliopsida; Brassicales; Brassicaceae
Source: the annotation of a GenBank genome assembly
AUGAUCAAAGAAAUUGGGAAUGUGAAAGGAGUGAUAAAAGAGCCAAAUAAAAGGUUGUUGGUGAGUGUGAAUGUUCUUGGAAGCGUUGGUCCUAUAAGCUUUUUGGCUAAUGAAGACGAUAGAGUUUCAAGUGUUAUUAACACAGCUUUGAAAGCUUAUGCUCGUGAAGGCAGGAUCCCGGUUCUAGGGUUCGAUGUUGAUAACCUCAUUUGCUACUCCGUCAAUGCCGGAUUCAACAUUAUGAAUCCACAAGAGAUGAUAGGUUCAGUGGCUGUAACGAAGAUCUUGCUGUGCAAAAAAGAGCCAGAGCCAGAGGAAGAAGUCGAAGUCGAAGAAAGAAGAAAGGGUAAAGCUCGGGCAGUUCGUGGAUGGAAAAGUCGUCUUCUUCGGUCCUUGUUCUACUGGAAAACUCGCAGAUAA